AUGGGACUACGAAAACCUCGAUUGCACAUGACAGGUGUGAGCAAUUCAGAUAUUAGAACGGCACCUGAAACAAAGGCAGAAAGAAAAACCCGGCUUCCUCUAUAUGAAAGCACUUAUCCUUAUCAUCAAGCUCAGCUAGGGCUAUCAAGAGUAAAAUCUUUUCCUAUUAUGAGAGACAACCCACUUCAAUCUCAAACAACUUUUUACGACACCCACCACAAAAAAAUAAAACCAAGGGAGCCAAUUGCUCGUCCCAAAACCUCAAACUUAGAAGGAGAAAAUUUAUUUACUGGGGGAGAUAACGAUCCCUACCUGAAAAAUCCGCAAAUGAAAGCUAAUCGCCCAUCCCAUGAAGAAGAAAAAAACGUUAAAAAAUACGAUAAAUACCAUAAAACCAAAGAAAUUGAUAAUAAAAUAGCAAUACAAGAAACUCAGCUUGUACAUAUGGACCACAAACGGACACUUGAAGGAAAAGUUGACUUAAAAAAAGUUGCUGAUAUCAGAAGGACAAUGAGAAGGCGUUAUGCAAAUAGAACGGACUUCAGAAAAAUUUUUAAUCAAUGGGAUGAAAGGUCUCUAGGCGUUUUAAGGCCCGAAGACGUAUGCAAAAUGGUAAAUAAAAUUGGAAUUCCUAUAAACUUGAUAGAAGCCAGAGUCCUAGUGGCAAGUGCAAAUCAAAGUCACACAGGAGCUCUUAAUUUAGAUGAAUUUAUGCAGCUUAUUUUUGAUCAAGAUGAUAGGCUAAAUGUGGACUUAGCAACUUUGACUGAAGAAGACCCAUCUCCUGAUACAGAAAAGAAACUGCUUGAAAUGCAUGAGUCUGCAGUAAACCAGCACACAAAGAAAAUUCAAAAUGAGCUUAAAAUCCAUUUAAAGGAAAAAAUAAAUGGGCUGGCUGCACAAUUUAUAAGAAGAGAUAAAAAUAAAAGCGGAAAAAUAAAUUUUGAAUACUUUGCCAACAUUUUGAAUAACAUGGAUUUACCUACAAGUGUGACGAAUCAAAAACAUUGGAAGUUGCUAUAUAUGGAUAUGGGAGGAAAUGAAGGGGGAUUAAAUUAUAGAGAAUUUAUAGGAAAAUUAAAUGAUUUCGACUCAAGAAAUGCUGCAAGGCUUGAAGAAGUUGGCCCCCCUGUUAAUCCUUUAAUUCAAGAGUAUAAUAAGCUAGAAGCUGAGCAGACUCAUGGAAAAUCACCAAAGCAUAAUACAAUGCAAUAUAAAGGGAGUCUGACAAUAAUUGACCGACAAAAAGCUCCUGUCAACCAGCUUGAUAAUAUAUUCCAGAGAGCGCGCAAGAUAAGGCAAUUUUUAAGAGAAGGAGUUGAGUCUCAAGAAGAACUCAAUGAAGAUCUUGCAAAAGCUGGUUUUGAUGGCAAAGUAUCUCAAGAGCAGUUAAAAGAUUUUGUUAUUAGCAAGCUAAAAGAGAAACAAACAAUCAAAAUAACCAAAAAAGAACUAGAAGGCUUCUUAUCUUCUUAUAUUUACAAUAAAGAUGGCCUUGCAUCUGUUCCAGAUAUAACAAACAAUAUAUUUAUGGAAGACACAAAGGCUGCUCAAGAGCUGCAUAUUAUCAAAAGGGCAGUUCCUCCGUUCAGGCAAACAAAAGACUUUGAUCCUUGCUCUGAUACAAAUAUUAAAAAAAUUCUCAAAGAGAUUGAAGAAAAGAUGUUUGUGCAAGGCUCGCAAAGAAGUGUCCAGAUUUUUAAAAAGUUCGACCGAGAUGGAGAUGGGUUUAUUACUAGAGAAGAUCUGGAAGGGGCUUUAGAAGUCAAUAAUAUUGUUCAUGAUCAAAGAGAUGUAGAUGACUUAAUGGCAUUUUUAGAUGAAGAAAAAAGUGGGCAUGUUAACUUCAGAGAAUUCUCAAGGCAUAUCCAGACAAAUAUUAUACAAUCGAACAGCGAAAGACUACAAGAGGAUUCGAAAAAAUUCAUGAACAUUUCUCAGCCUUCAUCUGGCUUCUUAAAAUCGCAAAUGAAUCAAACUGAUUUUUUUAAUAAAGCUCAUGAAACCCUAAGGAACCAAUUCCGACCUGACGAUAAACUUAUUCAACUAGUCUCAAAUACAAGAUAUGGGGCAAACCCACCGCAUAAAGACACUUUUUAUCAGCAUCUCCCUCCAGUAGACGCUGGAAUGUAUGCAAGCGACGAAGAAAGAUUCUCAGCCAAAAAAUUCCAUCCAAUUAAUAUGGGACUGGAAGACAAGCAAAAACUGGCGAAAAGCAAAGAGAUUAGAUUACAGUAUAUAAAGAACGCAAGGAACGAAAUAAAUAGCAGGCUGUCAACUAUCCAAGAAAUCAGCGACCGAAAGGAAAACAAUAAAAUAGUCAGGCGUUCCAACAUCAAAGAAGAAUAUGAAAUGGUAAUCUUUAAUAUAGAGAUGCAAAUUAAACUCACCUUUUGCACAUUUGCAAAUAGAAUAA
Blepharisma stoltei is the source of this 2416-nucleotide messenger RNA. Lineage: Eukaryota; Ciliophora; Heterotrichea; Heterotrichida; Blepharismidae. The record is from the annotation of a GenBank genome assembly.